Belonocnema kinseyi is the source of this 855-nucleotide messenger RNA. RefSeq names its product putative sugar lactone lactonase YvrE. Gene Ontology annotation, molecular function: gluconolactonase activity; calcium ion binding. Lineage: Eukaryota; Metazoa; Arthropoda; Insecta; Hymenoptera; Cynipidae. The coding region runs from base 1 to 855 and encodes 284 amino acids. The record is from RefSeq and is a predicted model, not a curated record. Gene Ontology annotation, biological process: L-ascorbic acid biosynthetic process. The transcript has 4 exons.
AUGGGAUACUUAAUGAAUUUAAAGAUCCAUUUCCUCCAUUCCCACAUUGAUUACUUCCCUGAAAAUCUGGAAGACUUCAGUGAGGAGAAGGGUGAGAGAUUUCACCAAGACUUGCAAGACUUUGCGAGAAGAUAUCAAGUGACGACGAACGAUCAUCCGGAGCGUUACGGAUACAAUUUGGGAACUUUGUACUCUUUGGAUCGGGACAAGAAAUUUGAAAUAAAAUUUUCGAGUCUUAGUUCGACCACUGGUGGGUUCGCCUGGGGGUUACCCAUGGAAGAAGGCGCUACUCGUUCAGUGCCUUACAGAUUCUAUUUCUCCGAUAAGCUGCUGAAAGAAGUCGUACUCUAUGAUUUUAUGAUACGCAAUGGAGGACAGAUUAAAAACAACAGUAAAAAACUGUUUAACUUGGCACAGUAUGGCCUAUCAGGCGAUCCGGGUCGUAUAGCAAUUGAUGAAAGAGGUUGGCUUUGGGUGCCUAUUAUUGGAGGUGGUGGUGUCGUUGAAUUUGAUCCAUUUACGAAAACAAGGCAUGAUUCUCUUAGCGUACCCGCAGCCAAAGUAGGUGCAUGCACUUUCGGAGGUCACGACUUGGACAUUCUAUAUGUAUCAACAAUAGGAUAUGAAUACAAAUUACCUCAUCAACAUCGUCCAAAGGGCGAUCAAGGUGGCCAUGUUUAUGCGUUCCGUAACCUUGGCGUAAGGGGAACGUUGACAAGACCGUACUUCAUGAAUCCUGCUAAACUACCCAAAAUGGUAAUAGAGGCUCGUGCACGGAGGGCCCAAGCCGCUCGUCUUAAGGGAGGACCCAAUUUAACGGUCGAUCUUGGUGAGGGCAGUUCGUCGAAUUUUUGA